This is a messenger RNA of Rosa rugosa (rugosa rose), 5103 nucleotides long. Its product is annotated as putative disease resistance RPP13-like protein 1. Bases 211 to 3492 code for a protein of 1093 amino acids. The record is from RefSeq and is a predicted model, not a curated record. NCBI's taxonomy places the organism in Eukaryota, Viridiplantae, Streptophyta, Magnoliopsida, Rosales, Rosaceae. Gene Ontology annotation, biological process: defense response to other organism; signal transduction. Gene Ontology annotation, molecular function: ADP binding. The transcript has 7 exons.
AGAAACGAAAUGGGGCAUCCCACUGAAAAGAAAAGGAAAGGCCGAAAUUUCCACCAAAUAAUUGGAACCAAAAGCAAAAGCAGAGAGUAGAAGGGAAAGAAAGGGGCAUCUAUCUUUCUACACUGGUAGGAAUUUGGAACCCAAUUCCCAUUCAACUGAAAAACCACCAAAAUUUUGAGAUUUCCCUGAGCCGAGUUUUGUUGCUUCAUCAUGGCUUCUCCUUCUGGACCUCGUUAUGACGUGUUCCUGAGCUUCAGAGGUGAAGACACCCGAAAGAACUUCACUGAUCACCUCCACAAAGCCCUUCUCAACGCCCGAUUUGAUACUUUCCGAGACGACGAUGAACUUCCAAGAGGAGAAGCCAUCAAACCAGAGCUGGAGAGAGCCAUCCAAGACUCGCGAAGCUCUGUCAUCGUGUUUUCUAAAGACUACGCCUCUUCCAAAUGGUGCCUGGACGAGCUUGUCAUCAUCCUUGAACGCAGGAGGACCUUCAAUCAUUUCGUUUUACCAGUCUUCUACCACGUUGAUCCAUCCCAUCUGAGGAAGCAGACUGGAAAUGUUGCAGAAGCAUUUAUUGAACACCAGAAAACUCAAUCCUCUGAGAAGUUGAAUGGAUGGCGGGCAGCACUUAAAGAAGUUGCAGAUCUAGCAGGAAUGAAUUUACAAGACGAGUACGAGGCAGAGUUCAUCCAAAAGAUUGUUCGAGAGAUUCAUGAGAGGCUAGGUGGUGUGCCCCUAAGCAAUGUCCAGAAGGAAUUAGAGGAGAUGUUGUCAUAUGUUGACCCUGUUCUUAAUGACGCUGAGGGGAAACAACUCCAAAGUGAUGUGAGGCCAUGGCUCCAUAAGCUUAAAGAGGCUGUCUAUGAUGCUGAGGACCUGUUGCAGGAGAUCAAAAUAGAAGCCUUGAGGCUAAAGAUAGAACACGAAGACGAAUAUGGGAGUAGCACGAGUAAGGUACAAGAGCUCAUCUCUACUCCAUCUCAUGCUUUUGACCCAGCAUUGAUAUACCCCAGGGUAAAGAAAGUUCUUGAAAGACUAGACAACAUUAGGAAGAAGACAAAAGAUGUCCUGGCUUCGAUAGUAACCGCUGGACACAGAGUAUCACAAACACUACCGUCAACUUCUCGGGCAGGAAAGUCUGUGUGUGGAAGAGAUGAAGAGAAAGAAAGAUUGGUUAAAUUAUUGCUAUCAGAUGAUGAGACUGGCAAUGAAAUAGGUGUGAUUCUUAUUGUGGGUAUGGGUGGGAUCGGAAAGACCACCCUUGCCCAGUUUCUAUACAAUGAUCCUACAGUCAAGCAACAUUUUGACAUUCGAGCAUGGGUUUGGGUUUCAAAAGAAUUUGAUAUCCUUAGGAUCUCGCAACGCAUUUAUGAGUCCCUCACCUCAAAAGCUUGCCAAAUCACAAACCUAGAUACGCUUCUAAAAAAGUUGCAGAAAACUUUGAGGGGGAAAAGGUUCUUCUUUGUUCUUGAUGACAUCUGGAACAAGGUUGAUAACCUGUUGGAAUUCUUAAUGCCUCACCUUGAGUCUGCAGCACAUGGAAGCAAGAUUCUUAUCACAACACGCAAUGAAAAGGUUGCACGUAAGGUGUGUAGCCUUGAAGCUCACCGUCUCAUGCCAAUGUCUGAGCAAGAUAGCUGGUCGUUAUUCGAAAAACAUGCCUUCAAAAAUGCAGGUGUUGGUACACACACACAUCUUGAAGAAAUCGGUAGAAAAAUUGUUCACAAGUGCACUGGUCUUCCUUUGGCUAUUAAGUUUCUUGGGGGUCUCUUAUGUUCUAAAUUGUCAGUGGAGGAAUGGGAAAGUAUAUUGAACAGUGACAUGUGGGAGCUCUCGCCGGAUGAGUGUGACAUUCUGCCAUCUCUAUGGUUGAGCUAUCUAGAUCUGCCUCUACCUCUCAAGCGUUGUUUUGCCUAUUGUUCCCUGUAUCCCAAGAACUAUGAAUUUCGAAAAUCAGAGUUGAUUUACUUGUGGAAGGCUGAAGAUCUAUUGCAACAUGAAAAAAACAAAACAACAGAAGAAGUCGGACAAGACUACUUCAAUGAUCUAAUCUCGAGAUCAUUUUUUCAACUUUCAUCAUGUGCCUAUGAAACUACUUGCAUCAUGCAUGACCUUAUCAAUGAUUUAGCAAGCUUUGUAUCUGGAGAAUUUUGUUUUAGGUGGGAGGGCAGUGAUUCACCCAACAGUUUGAGCAAGACUCGUCAUUUUUCAGAUAUUCCAGAAUAUCAUUAUUAUACAGAUGCUGAUAGCAGCGUAGAGAUGUUUGUGGCUUUACAGCAAGCUAAAUGUUUGCGCACCUUUGUAUCAUUACAACCACCUCGGUGGUCGAAAAUGUUCAAAGGACGAUGUGAUAUAUUGCCAAAAUCACAAUGUUUAAGAGUGCUCAACUUAUGGGGGUACCUGAUUGAGGAAUUGCCUGAUUCAAUUAACUUCAAACAUCUUACAUACUUAGACUUGUCUUGGACUGCCAUCGAAAAGUUACCUGAUACAUUUUGUACUUGGUAUAACUUGCAAGUAUUGUUGUUGGUAGGGUGUACAGGCCUUACUGAACUGCCAGCCAACUUGGGAAGAUUGAUCAACUUGAGCCAUCUGGAUAUUACGUUAACAGGGAUAAAAAAGAUGCCACCACAAAUGGGUAAGUUGAAAGACCUCCAGAUGCUACCAAAGUUUGUGGUAGACAAACACACUGCUGGGGAAAAUUUGGCAGAGUUAAAGAAGCUUGAAAAAUUGUGUGGAAGACUGUGUAUCUCAGGGCUUGGGCAUAGCAGCGGUUUGGAGGCCUACAUACUGAGGGACAAGAAGUUUCUUAAGGAACUGGUUUUGGAUUGCAGCGGAAGGGAUUCAAAAAAGAAACUGGGUUUGAGUUGGAGAAUAAGGGAUUGGAGUGGAACGCAUUCAAGUGAAGAAGAAGAAAAUUAUACUGUAGAAGAAAGAGAAGUGCUUGAGAAGCUCCAACCUCACCUGAACCUGGAAAGGCUUACAAUUGAACGUUAUGGAGGCAAAAUGUUUCCAGGUUGGUCAGGAUAUUAUUCUUCCUCUGCUCUUGUUUAUCUUGAACUUGAAAAUUGUGAGAAUUGUAUCUCCUUGCCACCAUUGGGACAGUUACCUUCCCUCAGAGAGCUUCAUAUUCGUUGGUUAAAUAAAGUGGUGUCCAUAGGUUCUGAAUUCUAUUAUGGUGCUUGUGUGAAUAAACCAUUCAGAUCUCUACGGUCUUUAAAAUUCGACCAUAUGAGUAGGUGGAAAGAAUGGUCUUAUGUUGAAGGUGCGGUUUUUCCUAAUCUUGUUGAACUUGAAAUAUUAUACUGUCACAAUCUUACCUGGAGAUUAGCGUCAGACAGUUUCCCAUCUCUCGAAUCUUUGAAGGUAUUGAGUUGCUCAAAAUUCGAUUGUUCUCCGAAAGAUGGAUUGCCGUCAAAGUUAAAAUCACUUGACCUCAGCAACUGUAAAAAAAGUGAAUUUGAACAAGGGUCUCCGAAAACUCACCUCUCUUGAAAAAUUGUCACUUGGAUUUCACUGCGACGAACAAGUAGAUUGGUUUACUGAGGAGGAGGACUCUCACUUAUCUCGAGAUCAGCAGUUCGGAUUGUGAGACCAUCGACGGCGCCAGGUGGUUUGGUCAUCUCAACUCUCUUCAAGAAUUGAAAUUUUGGUAUUGCCUUAAGCUCCGGUGCUUGCCAGAUAGUGGACUACCCACUUCUCUUUCUCAUCUAAAUAUUCAUGGAUGCCCUUUGCUUGAGAAACGGUGCCAAAGAGAGACGGGUGAAGAUUGGCCCAAGAUUGCUCACAUCAAGAGCGUAUAUAUCGGUUCAUAAUGAUAUGACAACGACAGAGGGCUUGCAUAUUCUGCGUGUAAGAUCCUAUUGUUUGAACUGAUUGUUGAUUCCACAGUUCUAGGGUCUUGCUUGAACUCAUGAUCGAUGGGUUUGACAACGACAUGCCAUAUGAAGGAGAAACAGACCAUUUCCAUUUCCAUUUCCAUUUCCUACGCAGUUUCGUGGAAAGGGAGCAAAAUUUCUUGAUAUGUUAAGACAGAGAUGGGCCAAGGUUAAGAUUGCUCGCAGGACCAAUAUUGCCAUGUUUUGAUGUCUGAGUUCCAAGUAUAAUUCUCAAAUUCUCUCUCAGUUGAGUAGAAUGAAAAGCACAGAGAUAUGAGAGCCAAUUUUGGGUCAGCUUCAGGGUCGAGCUGAUAGUAAUGGUUUUCUGUUUUCUUUUGCCAGUGUAUAUCAGCUCUCUAGAAGUUAACUUUUGCAAUUAUAUGCAGCGCUGCCACUAAAGCCUUAGGCCCUGCAUUUUGGAAAAGAUGGAGAGAGAAAGGUGAACUAAGAUUGUUAUUUCCUGACAGUCCCAGUUGCAGUGCUGCCAGUGAAGAAAAUGAAGGCAGAGAGAGGAAGUCAUUUUCUGAUUUUGGAGAAGUCUGUUUCAGUCACAAGGAAGAUAACCUGUCAUAUUCUUGCCAUGGUACAAUUCAAGCAGAGCUCUAUCUAUAAUAGUGCUCAUCCAAAGACUUCAUCAUGGAAACCCGAAGGAGAAAAUAGCAGCUGCUGCUCAUGAGAGGGUGUCGAAUGUGAUGAAGAGACUGGUCAUAUCAUUGGUCUUCAUCUUAGUAGCAGUUGUCUCUAUGCCUCUGCCAACUCCAGCAACCGCCUCUUCCGUCUAGUUCAUCUUCAGAAAAGCUGGACCUCUCUGAUAAUUACUUCAAUUACUCCCAAAUUCCUACUGCCAUUAGGAACUUUACAAGGCUUAGUUAUCUCGACCUCUCUGCCUCUGCCCUUUUGGGUCGUGUCCAUUUGGAAGUUUCACAGUUGUCUGAGUUGUCAUCCCUGAGCCUUUCAUUUAACACGCUUAGUGAUCCAUUCUCUGCUUGGCAAACCUUACCAAUCUCACAUACUUGGCAAUUGAAACUAGCAAUUUCAAUAAGGGUCCUUUGUCUUUGGUUGAUAAGCUAACCAAACUCACUGAAUUGCAUCUUAAAAGCAUCAAUUCAAUUGGUUACAUCCCAUAUUAUCCUACUACAUACUGUCUCAUUCUUUGGUACAAUAGAUCCUAUUCAUUCGUUGUAAAACAUGUAGUAUUUUUAUGCCCAAUGAAAGGAGUUGCAGUGAA